Messenger RNA from Onthophagus taurus, 3876 nucleotides. It is a transcript of the gene ATPCL, whose product is annotated as ATP-citrate synthase. NCBI's taxonomy places the organism in Eukaryota, Metazoa, Arthropoda, Insecta, Coleoptera, Scarabaeidae. The record is from RefSeq and is a predicted model, not a curated record. Gene Ontology annotation, cellular component: cytosol. Gene Ontology annotation, biological process: citrate metabolic process; acetyl-CoA biosynthetic process; fatty acid biosynthetic process. Gene Ontology annotation, molecular function: ATP citrate synthase activity.
CCAUACAUUUUUUGACACAUGACAGAAUAAAAAGUCAAAUUGCGGUUGUGUCGCGUUCCGAGAUCGAUUCUUUUCGUUUUUGCGUCACAUUUCAGUCGGACGCCGAUUAAAUCGGGACGCAGUCGUAUCGCGGAGCUACAAACGUUACAUUGAUUACAUAACCUCGAAAAAUCGCCAAAUUCGAAUUUUAAGAUGUCGGCGAAAGGGAUUCGGGAAGCAACCGGAAAAGAUUUGAUAAAUCGCCUUUUAGAUUCCGAUACAGCGGCGGUUCGAUGUAAAUUCGCUUCAGUGACGCCGAAAACGAAUUUUGGAGCCCUAAUUGAGAGCCACCCUUGGUUGCAAACUCACCCUCUGGUAGUUAAACCAGAUCAAUUAAUAAAGCGGCGAGGAAAGCUUGGUCUAAUCGCCGUAAAUAAAAGCGUGGAUGAAGUGAAACAAUGGAUAGAAGAGAGGAUGAAUAAAGAUCAAAAGAUUGGAACAGCAACUGGGAAAUUAAGAAACUUCAUAAUCGAGCCUUUCAUCCCUCAUAAACCGGAAGAGGAGAUGUAUAUUUGUAUUUACUCCCACCGGCAUGGUGAUACGAUUUUAUUUCACCAUGAGGGUGGUGUUGAUAUUGGGGAUGUUGACUCGAAAGCAUUAAAAAUUGAUAUUUUAAUUGGGGACGAUUUAAAAGUGGAACAAAUCGAAAAGGGGUUGUUAAUAAACGUCGCUGAUGAGAAAAAAGCGAUGUUAAUUAAAUUCAUUUCUUGUCUUUAUAAAAUGUAUGUUGAGCUUUAUUUUACAUAUUUCGAAAUUAACCCUUUGGUGGUUACCGAGAAGGAAAUUUACGUGUUGGAUUUAGCGGCGAAAUUGGACGCAACUGCCGAGUUUUUGUGUAAACCCCAAUGGGGCGAAAUCGAUUACCCCCCUCCGUUUGGUCGAGACGCUUACGACGAGGAAGCUUACAUCGCCGAUUUAGAUUCGAAAUCUGGGGCAAGUUUGAAAUUGACCAUUUUGAAUAAAAAUGGGAGGAUUUGGACGAUGGUUGCUGGUGGUGGAGCUUCUGUUAUUUAUAGCGACACGAUUUGUGAUUAUGGAGGGGCUAAUGAACUUGCUAAUUAUGGAGAAUAUUCUGGCGCCCCCUCCGAACAACAAACGUACGAAUACGCAAAAACGAUUUUAUCACUCAUGGUUCAAGAGAAACACCCAGAUGGGAAAGUUUUAAUCAUCGGGGGCGGAAUUGCCAACUUCACCAACGUCGCGGACACUUUCAGGGGUAUCAUCACCGCGUUACGCGAAUACCAACACCGAUUAAUCGAGCACAAGAUAUCGAUUUUCGUUCGGAGAGCCGGCCCGAAUUAUCAAGAGGGUUUAAGACGAAUGCGAGAAGUUGGACAAACGUUAGGUAUUCCUUUAUACGUUUUCGGCCCUGAAACCCACAUGACGGCUAUUUGCGGAAUGGCUCUCGGUAAAAAACCGAUUCCAAUUGAAAGUUCGGUCAGUCACGAGACCACAACAGCCAAUUUUUUGCUUCCGAGCCAAUCUGGAUCGGCGAACAACCUGGCUUUUGAGAACGAAAAAUCUGAAACGGAUAAAGUUUUUCGAACUAACCAAGCUGACCAAGGAACAAAUUGCGAAGUUAGGAUGAUCGAGGAAGUCUCAGAGGGCGACGCAUCAAGGAAACUUCCCAUGUUCUCAGCGACCACGAAAGCAAUCGUUUGGGGGAUGCAAACUCGAGCUGUUCAAAGCAUGUUGGACUUUGAUUUUGUUUGCAGAAGAAUUGAACCGAGCGUUGUUGCUAUUAUUUAUCCAUUUACUGGGGAUCAUAAGCAGAAAUAUUAUUGGGGGCAUAAAGAAAUUUUAAUUCCAGUAUAUAAAAAAAUGAAUGACGCAAUGACGAAACACCCCGACGCUGACGUAAUGGUGAAUUUCGCCUCGCUCCGAUCCGCUUAUCAAAGCACCGUUGAAACGAUGGAUCACCCCCAAAUUCGAACGAUCGCGAUCAUAGCCGAGGGAAUCCCCGAAAAUAUGACCCGAAAACUCAUUAAAUUAGCCAAUGAAAAAGCGGUUUCGAUAAUCGGCCCCGCCACCGUCGGCGGAUUAAAACCGGGCUGCUUCAAAAUCGGAAACACAGGAGGAAUGAUGGACAAUAUCCUACACUCGAGGCUUUAUCGACCUGGAAGUGUCGCGUACGUUUCUCGCUCCGGCGGGAUGUCGAACGAAUUAAACAACAUAAUUUCGAAAUCAACGGAUGGGGUGUACGAGGGGGUCGCAAUCGGGGGGGAUCGUUACCCCGGGACGACGUUUAUGGAUCAUAUCUUACGUUAUCAAAACGACGAUAAAGUUAAGAUGAUCGUGCUUUUGGGGGAAGUCGGAGGAACGGAAGAAUACGAAGUUUGCGAGGCGAUUAAAACCAAAUUAAUCACAAAGCCUUUAAUUGCGUGGUGUAUUGGAACUUGCGCUAGCAUGUUUACGUCGGAGGUUCAAUUCGGACACGCAGGAUCUUGCGCGAAUUCCUCCAUGGAGACCGCAGCUGCGAAAAACGAAGCUUUAAAAUCAUCGGGGGCUUAUACACCAGAUUCGUUCGAUAAUUUAGGGGAUGUUAUUUUGAAUGUGUAUCGAAAUUUGGUUAAGCAAGGCGUGAUUGUCCCCGCUGAGGAAGUCCCCCCACCCACAGUCCCGAUGGAUUAUAGUUGGGCGAGAGAAUUAGGAUUAAUUCGCAAACCCGCGAGUUUUAUGACAUCAAUUUGCGAUGAAAGGGGACAAGAACUUUUAUACGCAGGGAUGCCAAUUUCCGAUGUUUUAAACAAAAACGUUGGAAUCGGCGGGGUUAUCUCACUUUUAUGGUUUCAACGUUGUCUCCCGGCUUACGCGUGCAAAUUCUUCGAAAUGUGCUUAAUGGUAACUGCGGAUCACGGCCCCGCAGUUUCGGGGGCCCAUAACACUAUCGUGUGCGCCCGAGCCGGAAAGGAUUUAGUAUCGAGCUUAGUUUCGGGGUUACUCACCAUCGGGGAUCGAUUCGGGGGUGCUUUAGAUAAUGCGGCGCGCCAAUUUAGCGAAGCUUACGACUCAGGUUUGCACCCCAUGGAGUUUGUGAAUCAAAUGCGCAAUAAAGGCCAGUUGAUUAUGGGGAUAGGACAUCGGGUUAAAAGCAUUAAUAACCCCGAUCAGCGGGUUAAAAUCGUUAAAGAAUUCGUUAUGGAGAAUUUCCCCGCCACUCCACUUCUUUUGUAUGCUUUGAAGGUCGAAAAGAUUACGACGAGUAAGAAACCGAAUUUAAUUUUGAACGUUGAUGGAGUUAUUGCGUGUUCUUUUGUGGAUAUGUUGCGGAGUUGUGGGAGUUUUACUCGGGAAGAAGCGCAAGAAUAUAUAAAUAUCGGCGCGAUAAACUCUUUAUUCGUUUUGGGGCGUUCCGUCGGAUUCAUUGGACAUUACAUGGACCAGAAGCGAUUGAAACAGGGGUUGUAUCGCCACCCGUGGGACGACAUCUCCUACGUUCUUCCAGAGCAGUACAACAAUUAAUUACGAAUUUUUGUGUGUAGAAUUAAGAAUCGUUGCUUGUAAGUACCGUUUUAUAUCUUUUAAUUACUUUCUUUUUAAAUUUGAGUAUCUCGAAUAGUAGAGAAUGGGAUGAUGAUGGGAGAAAUGAGGAUUAAAAUGAACUAAUAGAUAUUUAUUGACGUUUUUAAGCUGUAAUUAUUUAUAUUUUUAUAUUGACAAAAAGAAAAUUAAGGUUAACUCACUUCAAGAUGGAUUUUUUUUAGGUUAGGUUUCGUGUGAGUGAUUAGGUUUUUUGAUUUGGAAGUAAGAAAUGUAUUUGAACGCAUUUGUUUAUUAUUACUUACUUAUUUAUUUAUUAAAAAAGUAAAUGUAUUAAUAAAUAUUUUAGAAACUAAA